Prorocentrum cordatum is the source of this 917-nucleotide messenger RNA. Lineage: Eukaryota; Dinophyceae; Prorocentrales; Prorocentraceae. The record is from the annotation of a GenBank genome assembly.
CAGGAGCGCUUCGACGCGAUGCUGGAACAGGACGGCGCCGAGAACGAGCAGGAACUGAGGGACCUCGACGCUCAGCACCGGCAGGAGAUGGAGGACCGCCGCGCAGACGAGUACCGGCUGAAGAAGGAGCAGGACAUGCUGCUGCGCGGGCUCGACAUCAAGGAGAAGGAGCGCGAGCGUUUCCUGCGCGAGCAGGCCGAGAGCACCGACAUGCACGCGCAGCUGCGCUCCGAGGCCGAGUCGCUCCAGCGCGACGUGGGCCGGCUGAAGGUGGAACAGCGGGAGCGCGAGAUGUCGCUGAAGGAGAAGGAGCUGGACAUCGGCCACUACAAGUCGAAGGUGAACACGCUGAACAAAUUCAAGAUGGUCCUGGCCUCCAAGCUUCGCGAGGUGGAGCUCUCGCUGCAGCCGAAGGACGACAAGAUAGAAGAGCUUACCGCGCAGCUGAGGGAGCUCGAGGCGGAGUUCGAGAACCAGCUGAACUCGCAGAAGGAGAUGGAGGCCUCCCUCAAGGGCAGGAAGGACGAGUGCGACCGCCUCCGCGCGGAGGGCGUCCGGCUUCGCGAGGAGGCUCAGCGAAAGAACCGCGCCAUCGACAGGUUCCACGACGCCCUGGAGAAGCUCGUCUGCGGGGAGCAGGACGUGCGGAGGUGGCCGGCGGGCAUCAAGGCGAUCUAUGCCGAGCACGUCGACCGCCGCCACCUGCCCCCGACGGGGGGCGGCGGCACCCUGCCCACCCAGGAGCUCCGGAGGCAGAUCGACCUGCUGGAGCGAAAGGCGAGCACGCUGAAGAGGACGUGCGACCAGCAGGAGGCGUCUUCGAAGGCUGACAAAGCCCAGAAGACGGAGGAGAACCAGGCGCUCAUCCUGGAGCUGGACGCGCUGCGCCGGGACCGGGACGCGCUGCGCUUCCAGGC